Messenger RNA from Recurvomyces mirabilis, 762 nucleotides. RefSeq names its product Signal peptidase complex subunit (gene SPC3). Gene Ontology annotation, biological process: protein targeting to ER. Gene Ontology annotation, cellular component: signal peptidase complex; membrane. The transcript is spliced from 3 exons. NCBI's taxonomy places the organism in Eukaryota, Fungi, Ascomycota, Dothideomycetes, Mycosphaerellales, Teratosphaeriaceae. Bases 1 to 762 code for a protein of 253 amino acids. The record is from RefSeq and is a predicted model, not a curated record.
AUGCACAACACUCUCACUCGCAUACAAAAUGUGUUCGGCUUCUUCACUUCUGUAGCAUUUGCUGUCGCAGCAGCCAUUGCUCUCAGCGUCGUGCUAAGCUCUCAGACACCUUCCGCCUCGCUCGAGCUGCGCAAUGUGCAGGUUGUCAAAGGCCGCCCGCACUACUACAGCACCAAACGCGAGGAAUAUGCUCACGUGAAGUUCGACCUCGACGCUGACCUCAGCACUCUCUUCAACUGGAACACGAAACAAAUCUUCGCCUACAUCACCGCUUCCUACCCUUCCACCACUCCCUCCACAAUCCCAGCCUCGGAAGCCAUCAUCUGGGACGCCAUCAUCCCCGCCGACAACGCACCUUGGCAUCAGAAUACCUACAUCCACCCCUCUUCGAAAGCCGACGUGAAAGCAAAGAAACCUGCCAAACGUGGCUCCAAGUCGAAGAAGGACACGACCAAGCCAUAUCCAGCCGGUGCACAACCUGGCAUCUUGAAGCUGAGCAGUCAGAAACCCAAGUAUCAAAUCACGGAUAUCAGUGGCAGAAUUGCCGAACGUAGCAAUGCUACCUUAACUUUGCAUUGGAAUGUGCAGCCCUAUGUUGGGGCUUUGGUGUGGGAUAGUAAGAGGUCGAUCGGGAGAUGGCAGGGUUUGAAGGGUGGGGAGAGCAAGUUUGAGUUCCCACCGCUGAAGGGCACGGAGGGGGUGAAGAAGGAGGAUUUGAAGGUGGAGGCGGGUGGGGAGAGGAAUCGGGGGAAGCCUGCGUAG